Messenger RNA from Oncorhynchus masou masou (cherry salmon), 5990 nucleotides. Its product is annotated as golgin subfamily A member 2-like. Gene Ontology annotation, cellular component: Golgi apparatus; cis-Golgi network; Golgi cis cisterna. Gene Ontology annotation, molecular function: protein binding. The record is from RefSeq and is a predicted model, not a curated record. NCBI's taxonomy places the organism in Eukaryota, Metazoa, Chordata, Actinopteri, Salmoniformes, Salmonidae. Gene Ontology annotation, biological process: Golgi organization.
CCCCUAGCGGCAAGAUACCUUCUCGCGUCACCGACUGUUCCCAAAUUGUUGACGUGGUGCGGUUCGCUACCGGACAGGAAGGAUGGCCGACCAGAGCAGGCAAAUUAAACUCGCCGCAGCCAAGAAAAAGCUGAAGGAGUUUCAGCAGAAGAGUUCUCCUGCCAGUGGAGGAGGGGGUGGAAAUGGAGGAGGAGGACCAGGUGCCAAGAAGAAGAGGAAGGGAGGGAGCCAACCAGACACACCCUCGGCUGACCUACACUCUCCAGACAAUAUUCAGAGUAUUCUGAAAGUUCAUAGUCAGACCAAUGGAUUAGCUCUGCCUCCCUUUGGCAACAGCCAGGCCCACAUUGAUGAGGAGGUGAGAAGGUCCCCUGUCACCCAGCUACUGGAGGACCCAAACGGAGAGGCCGGCCGCAGCUCCCCUGGUUAUAACCCUGCUAGCUCUAUGUCUGCUACUAACACUGAGUGUGUCAGCCACGCCCACAACACUGACAUGCAGAAGAACUGCACCCCUGACGCCAACGGCAAUGAAAACCAUGCGGAUGAGAAUAGACCCCUUUCAUCCACAGAGAGCCUGCGGCAGCUCUCCCAACAGCUCAACGGACUGCUCUCUGGGUCAUCCACCACCUAUGUAAAUGGAGACGGUGCUCCCUCGCCUGCCAAUGAAAAAGAACUGGAGAGUCGAAACCAGGAGCUGGCAACCGCACUGGACUCCAGCAACCUAACAAACUCUCAGCUCAGUACCAAGCUAGACCUGCUGACCAAGCAAUCUCAGGAGCUCACAGAUCAGCUGCAAAAGGAGCGAAAGGAGUUUGAACUGAAAUGUGUGAGGGAGCAAGGAGCCAUGCGAGAACAAUUACAGGUCCACAUCCAGACCAUCGGCAUCCUGGUGUCGGAGAAAUCGGAGCUGCAGACCGCACUGUCAUACACACAGCAGGCUGCCCGCCAGAAAACAGGAGAGGCUGAGGAGCUGAGUAACCGUCUCCAGGCCACCAAACAGAGAGUCUCUGAGCUGGAGAGAACCCUGUCCUCUGUCUCCACACAACAGAAACAGUUUGACAAGCAUAACAAAGAGCUAGAAGAGAGGGACAACCUGAGGCUAGAGGUGUACAGACUAAAUAGUGUGAGUGAGGAGAGGAGGCAGCAGAGUUCAGAGCUGUCAGAGCAGCUCAAGCUGAAGGUGAGUGAGAACAGUGCUAUGAGACUGAACCUGGAUGAACUGCGCAAGAGACUGGAGAUGGCUGACGUCAUGCUGCAACAGUUUUCCAGUCAGUCAGGGCCUCCCAGUGCCAACCAGCAGAUGCAGUUACUACUGGAGGAGAAAUUACAGAUUGAGGUGCACACUGCUCAGUUAAUGGAGUCGGUGGCCCAGCUGCAGACAGAGAGAGACCGUUACGCUGAGCAGAUCCAGGAGGAGGGACGAGUAUGGAAGGAUAAGACAGAGCAGCUGCUCUCUCAGGUGACACUAGUAGCAGAGGAGAGAGACAGGAGCAUCAGUCAGAUCCAGGAGCUAGAAGCCCACAUCACAGACCUGAAGCACGCUGCAGCCCGUUUGUCCCAUGAGAGAGAGGCCCAGGUAGAUCCCCAGCCCUCAGGGCCCUCGGCGAGUGAACUGGCCCUCCAGGAAGCCCUCAGCAGCCUGCAGCAGGAGAGAGACUCUCUCAACACACAGUUCCAGGCCCAGCUACAUGACAACGAGCAGCUGAGUCGUAUGUGCUCGGAGCAGGAGUCCCGUCUCUCGGAGCUGGAGCGCCAUGCGGAGCGCGGGGCCGAGGAUGCAGAGGACCGCAGGCGCAUGCUGGAGGACGUGCAGAGCGACAAGGCCACCAUCAGCCGCGCCCUGGCCCAGAACCGCACCCUUAAAGACCAGCUGGCUGAGCUGCAGAACGGCUUCGUCAAACUGACUAAUGAGAACAUGGAGCUGACUACUGCUCUGCAGUCAGAGCAUCACGUCAAGAAGGAGCUGGGACGCAAGAUGGGACAACUACAGGAGGACCUGCAUAACUUCAAGGAGCAGUUGGAGCUGAAGUCUCUGGAGUACCAGGCACUGCUGGAGCAACGGGACCAGAUAGUGGCCCACCUACAGCAGUACUCUGCAGGCUACACGGCCCUGGCAUCUGAGCGGGAGCAGCUCCACAGACAGUACUUGCAGCAGAGCCAGCUGAUGGACCGGCUGCAGCAUGACGAGACCCAUGGAAGGGUUCAACUGGAGAUGAGCCACAAACAGCUGGAGCAAUACCAGGAGAGGCUGGAGCAGUUGUCCAGAGACAACGAGCAGCUGAAGGCUGAAGUCACAGAGCUGCUCAACAGCUCAGCCCUGGCCACACCCCCCAGAGACCAGGGAGACGGAGUGGAGAGCCAAUCCCUGCCAGAAAGCCCACAGAAGUCCUCCAUUGCUAUCCCAGAAGACUUUGAGAGCCGGGAAGAGAUGGAGGAGUUUGUGCGCGAUGCAGUGGCACGUGUGGUGGCAGAGAGAGAUGAGGUGAGGAGCAGACUGGAGGAGGAGAGGAGACUGCACCUUGCAGCCCGUCACCAGGCUGCAGCACCCAGCAUGGAGUUCCAGCACCACAGUCAUGACCAUGAACACAACCAUGACCACAGUCACGGCCACACUCACAGCCAUGAUGACCACAGUCACUGUGAACACACAGUCUCCGGGUCAGAGGGCGUACCAGUGGAGGUACACGAGGCCCUGUGUGUUGCCAUGGAGAAGCUCCAACACCGCUUCACCUCGCUGAUGCAGGAGAAGGCUGACCUGAAGGAGAGGGUAGAGGAGCUGGAACACCGCUGUAUACAGCUGUCUGGAGAGACUGAUACUAUAGGAGAGUACAUUGCCCUGUACCAGAACCAGAGAGCUGUCAUGAAGCAGAAACACACGGAAAAGGAGCAGUACAUUAGUAUGUUGGCCCAGGACAAAGAGGAGAUGAAGGCCAAACUGGCAGAGCUGCAGGACCUGGUCAUGAGGUUGGUGGGUGAGAGGAACGAGUGGUACAGCCGCUAUGCUGGGGUGGUGGCUAGAGCUGACACUACAGCUAACCCUGACCUGCUGCCAGCUGGGGAGGACCAUGUCCAGUCCCACCACGCACACAGACGCAUGGAGCUCAAUGCUGUAGACGGACAAGAGUCUAUGGAUCUAAGUAAAGCUAUGGAAUCUGACUCCACCACCCCUAAUACCCCUCACAGUGUACCGUCAGACUUGGUCCAGAGGCUCCCCCCAGAUUCACAGGCUCUGAGGCCCCAUGAGGAUGGCACAGCCAGGCAGAUCAUGCAGCUGCUCCAGGAGAUCCAGGGGCCCCGCACCGUGCCCUUCCUGGGGGACAAUCCCUGCAUCCCCUUCUUCUACCGGCCUGACCAGCAGGACGAAGUCAAGAUCCUGGUGGUCUGAUGAUGAGACUAUGGAGCCAACUGGCAAAGUUGGUUUGGAUCCCUGGCAAUGUUGAAGGAUCUCUGAACACACACACCAUUCCACCACGUCACACUUAGGUCAUCUAGGAUCACACGUACACACACUUCUGGGUAUACGGUCUCACACACAUGCGCACUCUCCCCCCCCCCCCGACAUAUUCAAAUUUCUGGAGAGUUUGUUUACGCUGUCUCACACUCCAUUUGAGUCCUUGACGGGUCUCACAUGCAGUUUAUUAUUCACUGCACACUAAGGCUGGGAGUUGCUCACUCCCCUUAUGCAAUAAAAUAUCUCUGUCCCCUCAGUCAUUGUCUAUUGAAGGAGAAAUUAAGGCUUUGAGUGAAGUUAGCAGCAAUAGUAUGUGUGCGUGCAUGGACUACUCUCCCAGGAUCCUCAUUCACAAUGUGUGACUGAUUCUGGAGAAGAACUGGGAUAGUCUGUGUUUGGUAGUGGAGACAGACGAGGCUUGGUUUUGCCCUGUGGGCUGUGUCUCAAUUUAUUUGUCUCUUUUCCUCCAUGACAACUGAUGGGCAACAAGACAUACUCAGGCAUUUGGUCAUGAAUGGAAGGAGACUGAUACAGAGCCUUAGGUAGGUGUUUGUGUGUUCUAUGGCAGUGGAGGUAGUGUGUUGUCAGUGAAGCAGGUGGAGUAGUGAAGGUCAGUAUCUAUUCAGGCUGGAGCCUUGACCUAACUGGGGAGAAAGCAAGUCAGGAAAGCAUUGGUAAAGACACUAGCAUUUGGCACAAGUUUGCAUUGUUCACUUAAUUUCUAAGUCGUUUACUUCUAAGGAGGGGAACACAAUGACGUCAUAGGAAAGAGGAAUGUGAACGUAGACACAUGGCGGCUCUCCCCUACAAUUACCUUGUCUAUCCACCCUCUUCCAUUUGGAAACACUGAAAUCUGAACACAUGCAUGUACAGUAGAGCUUUCUCUUCUGCCAAUGAGCCAGUCAGUUCUAUUCCCCUAGUUUGCUCUCCGUUUAUUUAUUUCAUGUCCCAUUUUCAUGUCAUCUCUUGUUUAUCAAUCAUUCAAUUCCAUUGUGCUUGUUGCCCCUCUACAUAUCAUUAAUAUGAAGUUGCUCCCUUUGAGACUGGAUGGAGAUUGUCUGUGAUAAAUGAUCCAAUCUCAAUUGUAUCCCUAAUGAUCUGAAUGUAAGUGGUCUCUUCUCUCUAGUUUCAUGGGCUUUUGUUGUCGGUUAUUGCACUAAGAUUGUACAGAGCUUCUACUAAAAUCCUGUCCCAUCUCACUUGUUUUUUGGACAGUAGUUUUUCUAUGGCAGACCCAUUCUAGGCAUUUGACUUCUGUGCUUGGAGCCCUAUGAUGUCAUGAGUGCUCUUUGGCACAUCUGGGCCGAGGGUUCCACUCAAAGCUAACGAAUGGAGACUAAAGCUUAUGUGUUGAUGUGACCGAGAGAGAGUGUGUGUGUGUACACUUGGAGGAUGUACAGGUAUGUGUGUGUGUAUAUAUAGUGUUGUAUUAAUCCUAGUAACACAGGGCAGAGGCAAUGGGGGUUAAGCUCUGCUGUUCGAUUGGAAGGUUCUCCUGUUUUUGGAGAAGCUUCCCAUGAUGGGGGUGUGUGUAUACUCAUAAUAUUUGUUUAUUUUGAGGCUUUCGUAGUGUCUUUGUUGUUGACUACCGAUGUCAGAUUUUUUUAUUCAAGAAUGGAAGUCUUUAAUGAUAAGUCAAUUGAUUACCCCUAACUUAAUGAAAAGCAAAAACAGUCUGAAAAAUAGUAAGGUGGUUUUUGAUAAUGCUAUGUGAAAUGUGUUCAAUCAGAUAUGAGGAAAGUAGUGGUUGUGGAGGAUGUUUUCGGGUCUGUAGGUGUGUUUGUACUUGGUCUGCAUUAGUUGCUGAACCAACUCUACCCUGAAGCGCAGCACUUUUCACCGCAGGACUUGACACAGUUUCUGUUGAAAGUGAAUGGACUGUUACCCCAAUCUGAAUUAAAUUCCUGGCUUAGCGUUCUCUUAUGCUUAUGAGAAAUAUUGUCAUUAAAAAAAGUUUUGGGAGUAGUAAAACCAAGAAAUCUUUUCAAAUAAUUUAAAAUGCCAUUAUUUUGACGGUGACGAGAUGCAAGUAAUAGAUUAAACUGAUUUUCCCCCCCUCCCUCCCCCAACAGACUUUCUAAUUCAAUGUUUAUUUUGAAUGGAUGUGUGUGAUUGAACAGAUGAUUUAGAGACCGAGUUGAAAGUUUUCUGUUGUAAAGGAGCUGUAUAUACUGUAACUGUGUAAGAUAUUGUACAGUAUAUUCAUUCUGCCUGGUGUGGGAAUAAAGGUAAUGGCUGUUUGUAGUGUUGCUAGCAGCCCAGAGCGUUUGUCUGUCUGUUUGUGUGAGCAAUUGUUGGACACACAGCUGAGGUGAAGGUGAAGGUGAAGGGGUAGGGGUGAUGUCUUUGUAUUAAAUCAAAGGUUAACUAAAUUAAAAUAUUUAUUAGGCAUAAUUAUCCAAACUAAUCCGUUUUAAUGCAAUGUAGGCUGUUUGGGGACGUUGAAGGAUCGUUGAGCUUCCAACACUACAUUUCUGAUGUGAUUUCUCCUGUAAGAUUUAUUUUCUCCCCUCCUGAAUAAAACUGAUUGAGCAAAGUA